AUGGUUAAGGUGUCAGAUAAGUUGCCCAAAUCCUUGCUUGAUAAUGAAGAUUUCAAAAAAGAGUUGAAUGCAUGUGUUUGGUCUGAUUUGUUAGAGCCUGAUGAGUUUGAUAUAAUAUGGAAUGAUAUAAUGGAACGGUAUGGAUUAGAAGACGUGCACUGGUUUGGAUCGAUGUUUGAAGAGAGAGAAUUCUGGGUUCCUGCUUAUUUUCGAGAUUUUCCCAUGGGGUCGCUUCUUAGGAUUACAUCGAUGUCUGAAUCAGAGAAUAGCUUUUUUAAAAACUACACAAAGCCUCGUGCAAAUCUUGAAAUAAGUAUGGUAUGUGAGAUUGUUUCUAUAACUGUUGAGGAUAACAUCAAGAUGCAUAAGAAUAAGUCUGCAAAUCUCAUUCUUGAGAAAUAUUUUGGUCGAAGGUGGUUGAAGAGCUCUUUACUAAAGGCGGCCCAUGGUCUACCAUCUGAGGAGAUACAACCAUUUGAACAUUUGGAUGAAAAGCAGGAAGUUAAGAAAAAGUUGUUCUUCAACUUUUAUCGAUUAGUCCAAAAGUCUGAGGGAAAUAUGGAUCAUCUGUCUUUGUUAUGUGCUGUCAUUGAAAAGAAAAAGAUGGGUGAGGAAUUUUAUGGAAUGGCAGUACCUGAUGUAAUUGAUGUACAUCCUCCAGACGUUGUUAGAACAAAAGGAUCAGCUAGUGACAGGGUAACAAAGAGGGAGAGUGCAAUAAGAAAAGCAAAUAAGCCUCUACGACGGUGUGGUAAAUGUCAUGAGAUGGGUCGUCAUGAUUCAAGAAAUUGUGGUAGAUUCAAUGAGAAGGCAGAUUGA
Messenger RNA from Salvia splendens (bonfire salvia), 819 nucleotides. RefSeq lists its product as uncharacterized. The record is from RefSeq and is a predicted model, not a curated record. The transcript is spliced from 5 exons. Lineage: Eukaryota; Viridiplantae; Streptophyta; Magnoliopsida; Lamiales; Lamiaceae. The coding region runs from base 1 to 819 and encodes 272 amino acids.